AUGAAAAUGCGUAUCUUCCCGUCUCUCUCGUUAAAAGUUACCGGACUCUGCCCAAGCGAAUUGUACACCUUUUUCAUCGACAUGGUACUGGUUCAACCAAACGUCUUUAAGCACAACGCAGGCCAAUGGGUCGUCAGCGGACAGGCCGAUGAAUAUCCGCCGCAGCAGCUCAAUUGCCCCCUGAUCUACAUUCAAGAGGACUCACCAAAACUUGGCUCAUAUUGGAUGGAGUCAGGUGUCAAUUUUACCAGGGUGAAGAUAACUAAUAGUAAAACUUCAAAAAGCAGUGACAACAUGAUCUACGUCUACAGCAUGCACCAAUACUUGCCGCGAAUCCACAUCGCUCGCAAGCUCGACCCCAUCCAUCCCGCCAGAACAUGCGGCCUCGAGUCCUCUCGCUUCGGCCUGUCCGGCAAUCAUGCCGCCUCCGCAAGGCCGGCUGGGAUGGGCCUCGAACUGGUCGGCUCCUACGUCAUUCCGGGCACCCAGUUUCACACAGUCACGGCCUACCAGAAUCCCGAUGUGAUUCGCGUGAAGAUCGAGAACAAUCCGUUCGCGAAGGGAUUCCGUAACCGACAGGAUGAGCUGAAAAAUGAGGAGAUGUGCGGCAGUGCCGGCACACGAGCAGAUGUCUUUCUGUAG
This is a messenger RNA of Protopolystoma xenopodis, 642 nucleotides long. The record is from the annotation of a GenBank genome assembly. Lineage: Eukaryota; Metazoa; Platyhelminthes; Monogenea; Polystomatidea; Polystomatidae.